CACUUCUCCUCUUGUCUGCCCUGGGGACGUGUCCGCCCCGUGGUUCCUGGCCACCACCACGAAGGUAGGUGUUUUUAUACUCAUUUUGCUCGCCAGAAUUCACAGAUUACUGUUAAUGUUUAGCUGCGCUAAAUUUGCGCGAUUUACUGCCAUUGUCUCGCGUUCAGACCGGACGGGUCUCGGAGAUCAUCUGAGCGGCGAGUUAUCACACUACGACCAGAAAGUCGCCCUCCCCGCGACUCGUCUCAACGUCUUUGUUCUCACCGACAGGCAUUGUCUCUCAUCCACAGAUCCUGUCUUUCACCAGCUGUGGUCCUUUUUCUAUCAUGCUAUCUUUUUAUUUUUCUCGUCGGACCGACAGCCAUCAAAACUUAUACUUCUAGCGUUGUCGAGCCCUAGGCUGACUAGCCGAUACGAACCUUUCGCCACAACCAACGCCGAUCAACCACCGACCGACUUUGCUUCUGGUUGUUUGCGGAGUCUUUAUGAGAUCUCUCGAUGCUCUUUGAAUUGGUUCGGAAUGACCAAUCUGCCGGCAGAUCUUGGAAUGCAGCGCUGCUUGCCCCGUCGGCUGCUCAAAACCACUCUUACACAGGUUCAUCAAUCUCGAGGACAAAGAAAUGAGAUAUAAUCCACUCUCCUGGGGUGAAUGAUAUGAUAUUUUGUCUGACCACGCCUAUGAUCCCUGACUGCGCUUCUUGCCGACUACAUCUCUUGAGACUAGAGCCUGGGCUAUGAAUCAGAACCAAAUCUAUUACUAGGUGGUCAACGGCCUUCAUAUAUGAUAUUCUCCAAUACUUAGGCUACUGUCAAAUGAAGGAUCUGGCCUACUAGGUACCUAUUCGUCAUGGAGACUACCUAGUAUCCAUGAAUAUAGGUAGUAAUGCCUGGUAUUCUCAGUCGAGCUCGAGUAUUAUGCAUAGCCAAACAUAUACGACACAUCUACUUCUUCGUUCGAACAUUCCUGGCA
This is a messenger RNA of Penicilliopsis zonata CBS 506.65, 970 nucleotides long. RefSeq lists its product as hypothetical. NCBI's taxonomy places the organism in Eukaryota, Fungi, Ascomycota, Eurotiomycetes, Eurotiales, Aspergillaceae. The transcript has a single exon. The coding region runs from base 116 to 631 and encodes 171 amino acids. The record is from RefSeq and is a predicted model, not a curated record.